Messenger RNA from Lycium ferocissimum, 1277 nucleotides. Its product is annotated as prolyl 4-hydroxylase 1. NCBI's taxonomy places the organism in Eukaryota, Viridiplantae, Streptophyta, Magnoliopsida, Solanales, Solanaceae. The transcript is spliced from 12 exons. Gene Ontology annotation, molecular function: procollagen-proline 4-dioxygenase activity; iron ion binding; L-ascorbic acid binding. Gene Ontology annotation, cellular component: endoplasmic reticulum. The coding region runs from base 200 to 1060 and encodes 286 amino acids. Gene Ontology annotation, biological process: peptidyl-proline hydroxylation to 4-hydroxy-L-proline. The record is from RefSeq and is a predicted model, not a curated record.
UAUACAGUGCACAGCGUACAACAUAUCUAUUGAAUUUACAAAACGUCUCUCUUGGUCUGCCAUUUUUAAUCACUUUCCAAAUACUCUCCAAGCGGUCAAAGUGACACUUAAAUCAAUUGUAAACCCAAACAAUAAAAUCCUCUAAUUUCAGUUCAGAUUUCUACGGAAAACCCAAACAAAGAAAAUCUUGCAAAAAAUAAUGGCGUCAAUUAUGAGAAUUGUUUUCGGGCUUCUUACACUUGUCACUUGUGGAAUGAUUCUCGGAGCUUUGAUUCAAUUAGCGUUUAUUCAUAGGAUGGAGGACUCACUUGAUAGAGAAUCGUCUUUUGGUGGAAGGCAUGCAAGUCUAGCUGGUAGCAACUUUCCGUUAGCUAAAGGCAUCUCUGAUUGGGGUUAUGACAAAGAAGCCAUAGCACUACGUGUAGGAUAUGUGAAGCCUGAAAUAAUUAGCUGGAAACCGAGAAUUGUAUUAUUUCACAACUUCUUAAGUGCCGAGGAAUGUGAUUAUCUUAGAUCGAUUGCCACGCCCCGCCUUCAUGUUUCCACUGUUGUAGAUGCAAAAACUGGGAAGGGAAUUAAGAGUGAUGUCAGAACAAGUUCUGGCAUGUUUUUGAGCCCUAAUGAGAGGCAGUAUCCCAUGAUACAGGCAAUCGAAAAACGAAUUGCUGUAUAUUCUCAAAUACCAGCAGAAAAUGGGGAACUCAUUCAAGUGUUAAGGUAUGAAAAGAAUCAGUUCUAUAGAGCCCAUCAUGACUAUUUCUCUGAUUCUUUUAAUGUGAAGCGUGGAGGUCAACGAAUAGCUACAAUGCUCAUGUAUUUGAGCGACAACGUUGAGGGGGGAGAAACAUACUUUCCUAUGGCUGGCACUGGUGAAUGUAGCUGUGGUGGCAAAAUGAUCAAAGGGUUAUGUGUAAAACCUAAUAAAGGAGAUGCUGUUCUUUUUUGGAGUAUGGGGCUUGAUGGACAAUCUGACCCUGAUAGUCUACAUGGAGGAUGUGAAGUACUCUCAGGAGAGAAAUGGUCAGCUACUAAAUGGAUGAGGCAAAGAAGUGUAUCCUAAGCUGAUAUAUCUUAAACAUUUUUGUCCUCUAGUGUAUCUUGAUAGGAAAGAAAAAGAAAGGGGAGUUACAUGAGUUCUGUAAAAUUAGCAACACAUGAAUUGGGAAAAUGUAGUGAUACAUAGUUUUACUCAUUGAACUAAACUUUAGCCAUCCUAGUAAAUGACAAACUCUUCUUUUGGCAACCAGCAAAGAGAAGGGAAAGUUGAAAAAACUGCA